GGAGAAAGUGGUGUUGUAUUCAAACUUCGAAUAAUAAACAAAAGCGAAUAAAUUGUAAAAAUGAGUAAUUCAACUAUUUCUGAUCAAUCGCUCAUGGACAAAUCUAUGCGAAGUGUUUUCGUCGGGAAUAUCCCGUACGAAGCUACAGAAGAGAAUUUAAAGGAUAUUUUUAGUGAAGUUGGACCAGUGCUUUCAUUUAAAUUAGUGUUUGAUCGGGAGACAGGCAAGCCUAAAGGAUAUGGUUUUUGUGAGUAUAAAGAUCAAGAAACAGCUCUUAGUGCUAUGAGAAAUUUGAAUGGUUAUGAAAUUGGUGGAAGGACAUUAAGAGUUGACAAUGCAUGUACAGAAAAGAGUCGAAUGGAAAUGCAAAGUCUUUUACAAGGACAAAACACUGAAAAUCCAUAUGGAGAAGCAGUACAGUCAGAUAAAGCUCCAGAAGCUAUAAGUAAAGCUGUUGCAUCUUUGCCACCUGAACAAAUGUUUGAACUUAUGAAGCAAAUGAAACUUUGUGUACAAAAUAAUCCAAAUGAGGCACGUCAAAUGUUGCUGCAGAAUCCUCAACUGGCAUACGCUUUGCUGCAAGCUCAGGUAGUAAUGAGAAUAGUGGAUCCUCACACAGCAGUUAAUAUGUUACAUAAAGCAAAUCCAAUCCCAGGUGUAUUAACACCUUCUGAUAAACCAGCUGUGCAUCCAGUUGUUCCCCGAAUUGAAGAACCAUGGGCUCCUACACGUCCAGCAGCAGUUACUAAUACUCCAGCACCAAUAUUUGCUGGACAAGAUGUUGAUUUACGUACAUUAGACAGACAAAUGGAUCCACGUUUGGCUAGAAUGGACCAAGAUUUAAGAGGUCCACAACAAGUACAACCAACACCUGUUAGUGCAUCUCCAGCUGUAUCUGCCAAUACAGAUCCCAGAGGACUUAGUACAUUUAAUAUUUCAGACAACACACUUCCUGUUGAAGGAGUUGAGAGUUUCUGUCGUGAUCCAAGAACAGAUAGAUUUGGUAGAGAUCCAAGAGAUCCUAGAGAUCCAAGAAUGCCUAUUGAUCCUAGAAUUACAAAAGCGAAUCCACCUGUACCAGUUGCACCUCCAGUGGUGCCAAGACCUGUUGCUGCACCUACUGGUCAGUCUUCAAAUGUUGCUGCAGCUAAUGCUGCAGCUCCUGUUACUGCAUUGACCACAUCAACAACAUCUGCUACAUCGAGGCUUAUGGCAGGCAUGUCUCCAGCAGGAAAUAUACCGAGCGGAGCAUCUGAUCAAGAGAAGGCGGCUUUGAUAAUGCAGGUACUGCAAUUAUCAGAUGAACAAAUUGCUAUGUUACCACCUGAACAAAGACAAAGUAUCUUAUUACUUAAAGAACAGAUUGCUAAAAGUGCACAACGUUAA
Eufriesea mexicana is the source of this 1386-nucleotide messenger RNA. RefSeq names its product cleavage stimulation factor subunit 2 CstF64 (gene CstF64). Gene Ontology annotation, cellular component: mRNA cleavage and polyadenylation specificity factor complex. The coding region runs from base 61 to 1386 and encodes 441 amino acids. Gene Ontology annotation, biological process: mRNA 3'-end processing. Lineage: Eukaryota; Metazoa; Arthropoda; Insecta; Hymenoptera; Apidae. Gene Ontology annotation, molecular function: mRNA binding. The transcript is spliced from 8 exons. The record is from RefSeq and is a predicted model, not a curated record.